This is a messenger RNA of Zymoseptoria tritici IPO323, 741 nucleotides long. RefSeq lists its product as uncharacterized. The transcript is spliced from 4 exons. Lineage: Eukaryota; Fungi; Ascomycota; Dothideomycetes; Mycosphaerellales; Mycosphaerellaceae. The record is from RefSeq and is a predicted model, not a curated record. The coding region runs from base 1 to 741 and encodes 246 amino acids.
AUGCACGCCCAACGCUCUUUCACCGCUGCUUCAGCUGGCGCCAUAUUUCUGGCAUCUGGAGCUUCUGCGUCGGUCCUCCCGGGCAUCACCGAGAACAAGAGCCACAGCGUUCGCCGCGAUCUCAAGACUGGACUCGGAACUCGCUACGGGAAAAACUGCAAGGAAGAGGAUUGCUGGCAGUCAGGUGCUUGUGCCUUCACAAACUACAAGUUGCCAUCAACUAUUGAUGGUUCCACUUGUGUCUCCGAGGCCAUUUGGGACAGCUCGGCUCACUGUGGCGGGUGCAUCCAGGUCACAUACAAGGGCAAGACGAUCACUAUCAUGGUUACGAACAAGACUGAUGGCGACGCCAAUCAUCUCGACAUGCCACCUGCUACCUGGUCGAAGCUGACCAACGGCAUGACCGGCGGCGGUGUUGAUGGCAUUGAAUGGGACUGGGUGACGUGUCCCAUCACGGCACCCCUCACAAUCCAUAUGCAUGGUGGGAGUUCGCAGUACUGGUUCGCUGCCACGGUCGAAAACGCCACUCUCCGCACCACAAAGAUGGAGGUCAGCACCGACAACGGUAAGACCUGGAAGGGCACCGAGAGGGACAUCAACAACUUCUUCGUGGUGGAUGGCGUGCUGCCGACCACCUCGGCUUGGGUCAAGGUCACGAGCGAGUCGGGCUCACAGGUGGUGGUCGAGAACGUCAAAUUGGAGUCUGGAAAAUCCACCGUGGCGUCUGAAAACUAUGCUUGA